Messenger RNA from Caenorhabditis bovis, 459 nucleotides. The record is from the annotation of a GenBank genome assembly. Lineage: Eukaryota; Metazoa; Nematoda; Chromadorea; Rhabditida; Rhabditidae.
AUGAAUCUAUUGUUUUUUCUGGGUUUUCUGCUCGCCGCCGCCGCCGCCGCCGCGAAUCAGUUGUGCCGUCUCAGCUCGUCCGACAUUUUAAUCGACGACACAUGUUAUCGCUUCGAAAAUAGCAACCUCAAUUAUCAUGAUGCUCAGCGCUAUUGUCAUAUUAUGAAAAUGAAUGUGGCGAUUGCCAAAGACGAGAGGAAAUGGAAUUUUUUGGCGUCGAUGGCCGUCACCAAAUUUGGCAUCACCAACGGCAAUUUCUAUAUUGGACUGAGUCGAUCGAACGCGAGCAGCCCGUUUUAUUGGGACGACGGCACGCCGCUCGAAGUGCACAAUUUUGGAAUUAUGACGCCGCAAAAUAAUGUCAUCGAAUUGAUGCACACGUCGAAAUGGACGACAGUGAAUCCAACCGAACCUCAUUUAUUCAUUUGCAGCUAUUUGAUGAAUGCCACGCAUUCGUGA